Molecule: messenger RNA, 882 nt
Organism: Aedes albopictus (Asian tiger mosquito)
Lineage: Eukaryota; Metazoa; Arthropoda; Insecta; Diptera; Culicidae
Exons: 2
Coding region: 154-852 (232 amino acids)
Source: RefSeq, a predicted model, not a curated record
UAUGCUGAAAUUAAAUUUAAGACAUGCGUUGUGAAUGCAACGGAUCACGUAUACCAUACGCUUGCCAGUACAAACAAAAUCAAGUUGGGCAAUCAACUAUUGGAUACAAUCUAUCGCCACGCCUGAAGCAAGAUCGAUAUCUGAUUUUUCUAGAUGCGUCAAGUGCAAUUUGACUGUCGCGAAAUUGUCAGUCGCAAUUUACAGAUCGAAGGGUACGCAUCAACUUGCAAAAUGAGAGCAAUCAUUAGUUCAGCGUUUAUAGCUUUGUCGCUUUUCGGUUUCAGCGUAGCCAAAGAUGAAUUUCCUAACAAAUUUCAUAGUAUCUACGGCUGUAAGCAGAUAAACGCGGUAACCAAUUACAAUGAUCCCGUGCAUUACCUUCCUGUGGAGGAGUUUGAUCAUGUUGGAACCGGAUCGAACUAUUCAUUCUUUCGACUGGGAGUUUUCGGUAGAAGUGAUGCCAUAAUUCGCCUUUCCAAGGUGCCAAAGCCGUACCACAACAACAUUGUGCAUGAAAUCGCCAUCGGAUCGGGGCUGAACAAUUUCAUCGAGGUUCGACGACAAACGAGAUUCAACACUUUGGUGUUCACCAACCACGUUCUCAAGCAAGUGCCAACACCAAACGUGCUGUCCGAAACGGAACCGUUUGUCAUACGGAUGGACUUUUUCAAGGAUGGCUCGGUGACGCUGACCAAAGACAACGAAACGAAACCAUUUUUGGAAUUUUCCGACCCCAAUGCGGAGAUCAACUUCCGGUAUAUUGGAUUCUCCAACUGGCUCUCCAAGGCGAUCUACUUCUUCGAUUGCCCUAUGUAUAACUUCGAUGGCAGAGUGGACAAAUUGAAUUGGUAAUGCAGUGAUACAGUUUUCUAGAGGCGAAAA